CCUAAAACAUGGCGGCGUACUCAGACGAUUCGGAGUCGCUCCAGACUUUUCGGCAUAUUUAUAGCUGUGACUUGGACACAAAUUUUAAAAUUAAAGUAGGUACGCUCGAAGGCACGAGAGAAAAGCCCAGCCACCAAGCCCUCCUCAAUGACCCCAUGCUGAGGCACUCGAGCCUCUAUGACGAGAACCGGUCAGAUCUUGUUGUCUCCUGUCAGGUCUUCUCUGGUGGAAAACCACUGGCCCUACCUGUACAGACCUCGUACAAGCCCUUCACAACACGCUGGAACUGGAACGAGUGGCUCAAGCUUCCUUUAAAGUUCAGUGACCUCCCACGUAAUGCUGUGCUGGCCUUGACAGUGUGGGAUGUGUAUGGUCCUCGCAAAAGCAUUCCUGUAGGGGGCACCACAGUCACGAUAUUUGGAAAGUAUGGGGCAAUGCGUCAAGGCAUCCACGACUUGCGUCUCUGGCUUGGCUUUGAAGCAGAUGGCAGCAGCAAGACACAAACUCCAGGCAAGGCUUUUGGUUCCAAAGAGCAGAUGACAAGGCUGGUCAAGCUGAGCAAGAAGCACCGGAAUGGCCGCUUGCUCAAGGUUGACUGGCUGGACAGGCUCACCUUUCGUGAGAUUGAAGUGGUGAACAGCAAGGAGAAGUCGAGUUCCAACCAAAUGUUCCUUAUGAUUGAGUUCCCUAGAGUUGUGUUCCGCGACCAAGAGUACACCGUCAUCUAUUUCGAGAAGGAUGGAGAUGACCCAUGCCAAGCCAGUCUACCAGCAGAGAUCGUAACUGUGCCCGAUCCAGAUGUCUCUCUUGAGAACCUGGUGGAAAGCAAGCAUCACAAGUUGUCACGUAGUCUUCGUUCCGGCCUUACCGACAAGGACCUCAAGCCCAACGCUGCCACACGAGAUCAGCUCAACGUGAUAGUGAACUACCCCUCAACCAAGACCCUGACUUCAGAGGAGCAGGACUUGGUGUGGAAGUUUCGCUUCUAUUUACAAAGCCAGAAGAAGGCCCUCGCGAAGUUCGUAAAGUGCGUCAACUGGCAGUCUGGCCCCGAGGCGAAGCAGGCUGUGGAGCUCAUGCGGACAUGGCAGCCCAUGGAUGUGGACGAUGCGCUGGAGCUGCUUGGGCCUCAGUUUGUUCACCCUGCCGUGCGGCGCUACGCCGUGGCUCGGCUACGACAGGCACACUCCGACGACUUGCUACUGUACCUGCUGCAGCUCGUGCAGGCCUUGAAGUACGAGCGCACGACUAACGGCGACUCGCAUCAUCUGAUGCGGCCUUCUGCAGCUGGCACCAGUGCUUUGUCAACGGUGAUUGAGCCUGAGCCGGGGCCUGUACCCUGUGAGCGAGGAGACAGGGGAAGUUUCACAGCACCAUCGGAGCUGGGAGCUAGCCACUUGGACUCUUUCUCAGACAGCCUACGUAACCCGAUGUCCUCCUCGGUUACUGGUGCCGACGAUGCCUUUCUGCAGGAACCCUUCCAGCCGAGGAGCGAAUCUGAUUGCGACCUUGCAACAUUUCUCAUCAACAAAGCUUGCACGAGUGAUGCACUUGCCAACUACUUCUACUGGUACCUGUAUGUGGAAACUGACGAUCAGGACAGUGUGGUUAAGGACUCCAAGGUGAAGGAGAUGUACACAAACGUCAUGAAGAGGUUUAUGCAUCGCCUUCAAAAGGGCAACUGGGACUAUCGACAGAGGCGAUCCAUGCUGGAGAAGCAACAGGUUUUUGUGAACCACUUGGUGAACAUCAUGAAGAUUGUUGCCAGAGAGAACGGGAACAGGCAGAAAAAGAUGGAGAAGCUGCAUGCGCUGCUGUUGGAGCAGGAGUCUCAACAGCUCAUCCGAUUUCCGGAGCCAAUGCCCUUGCCCCUGGACCCCAGCGUGCGAGUGCGCGGCCUAGUGCCCUCCAAGGCAGCGCUCUUCAAGUCGGCCCUCAUGCCUGCCCGGUUGAGCUUCCUGACCGAUGACGUCGAAGGUGGCGAAUACGUUGCCAUCUUCAAGCAUGGCGACGACCUACGCCAGGACCAGCUAAUUCUGCAGACCAUCACUCUUAUGGACAAGUUGCUGAGGAAAGAGAACCUUGAUUUAAAGUUGACCCCGUACUGUGUGCUAGCCUCAAGCACAAAACACGGGUUUGUGCAAUACAUAGAAUCAACGUCUGUCGCCGAUGUCCUCAGAACGGAAGACACCAUCCAAAAGUUCUUCCGGAAACACGCUCCCUCUGAAACAGGCCCGUACGGCAUCUCUCCAGAAGUAAUGGACACGUAUGUCAAGUCAUGUGCUGGUUACUGCGUCAUCACAUACCUGCUCAGUGUUGGUGAUCGGCAUCUUGACAACUUGCUUCUAACAAAGACAGGAAAGCUGUUCCACAUCGACUUUGGCUACAUCUUGGGUCGUGAUCCAAAGCCACUGCCGCCACCCAUGAAACUGAGCAAGGAGAUGGUGGAGGCCAUGGGAGGCAUCAACUCUGAGCACUACCAAGAGUUCCGCAAGCAGUGCUAUACAGCCUUUCUACAUCUACGCAGGCACGCUAACCUGAUCCUGAACCUGUUUUCACUGAUGGUCGAUGCAAGCGUACCCGACAUUGCACUUGAACCUGACAAGACUGUAAAGAAGGUGCAAGACAAAUUUCGGCUGGACCUGACGGACGAAGAGGCAGUUCACUACAUGCAGAAUCUGAUUGACGUCAGCGUCUCGGCUGUUAUGCCAGCACUCGUGGAGCAGAUUCACAAGAUCGCUCAGUACUGGAGAAGGUGACACAGGCGUCCUAGGCAUGGACACCGUCAGAAGAAGGCUACCAGACAACUGCCCCCGGGAGCCACACACAAGUGGAAUGUGCACUGCUCAGAGAAACUGGUGCUGGAAUUCCAGCGCUUCCAUUGUACAUAUUUAUUGCCGCUGUACAAAUAAUGAAAAAAAAGAAGAAGAGUAAUACCUGAGGCGAAUAUACAGGCACAGACGUGGCCAUCCUUCUUUCUCCGUCCGCAUGUCUUCGUUAUUCCACCUAACCAAAGAUAACAGGUCUGUAGACCAAGUACUACACCGAUCUCGCCACAUUUGGGGCAUGUACGUACCUGUCUUCCCGGCACUGUGAUGCCAGUAGCCAUCGCCGCCCUUCCGUUACAUUCAAGCUAAAGGCAACCUUCGGCAGAAUGCCCAGGCUAGUGGCAUUGUGGGUUUUGCCAGUGUGUUGGUGGUGGGAUAUUUCGGCAUAAGUGCGCUUGCUUGACUGUGUCCCUACUGUACAGUUGUCGAAUCAUAGUGGCGAAACCUGACACUGGUGGAAAAUGAAAACCAGUUGAAACUUACGGAAGUGUUUAAGAACGAGCGCAUUUUGAAAGUGCAUGAAUUAAAUAUCAUUACCGGUGAGGCUGCUUGCCGAUGCAGUUGCAA
Messenger RNA from Rhipicephalus sanguineus (brown dog tick), 3395 nucleotides. It is a transcript of the gene Pi3K59F, whose product is annotated as phosphatidylinositol 3-kinase catalytic subunit type 3-like. Gene Ontology annotation, biological process: phosphatidylinositol-3-phosphate biosynthetic process; endocytosis; autophagy of peroxisome. Lineage: Eukaryota; Metazoa; Arthropoda; Arachnida; Ixodida; Ixodidae. The record is from RefSeq and is a predicted model, not a curated record. Gene Ontology annotation, molecular function: 1-phosphatidylinositol-3-kinase activity. Gene Ontology annotation, cellular component: endosome; cytoplasm; membrane.